Molecule: messenger RNA, 258 nt
Organism: Haemonchus placei
Lineage: Eukaryota; Metazoa; Nematoda; Chromadorea; Rhabditida; Trichostrongylidae
Source: the annotation of a GenBank genome assembly
AUGCGCUUGGGUUUAUACCUGGCCUUUGUGGCCGCAUGCUUUGCGUUGGACCGAGAUGUCGGCUAUUUAAUGACGAGGUUACCGGAAAAUGCUGCCGUCGGUUCGCUCAGAUGUUUCGUUGGUAUUGUUGCUGAUUAUAAUAACACCUCUAUUGGUACUGAGGUAUUUUGUAAUGGACUCUGUGGUUCGAUCUCAACAUCCGUCGGCGGCUCCAAGUUCACCACGUACAACUGCUUCCCGCAAUCAUUUUGCGAGUAA